Protopolystoma xenopodis is the source of this 582-nucleotide messenger RNA. Lineage: Eukaryota; Metazoa; Platyhelminthes; Monogenea; Polystomatidea; Polystomatidae. The record is from the annotation of a GenBank genome assembly.
AUGGUAUUUCCCAAUCUCGUAGCAGAAGAAGGGAAAAUUGAAUGCUCCGGAGAAGAUUUAAAAAAGGUACAAAAGGAGCCUAAGCGAGACGAAGAGAACGAAGAGCUUCAUGAAGACGCGACUUUAGAUCAAGAGGAAGAGGACCCGAAGGAACCAGGCUCAAGACCAUGCCCAUUCGACAGCAUAAAAGUUAAGAACGUUGCACGUAAGUGCAUGACUCCACCAAAAGCUCACAAUAGAGACCAGAUGGAUGACUCUACCCCUCAGCAAUUUCGGCAAUACCGACAAAUGCUGCCUACAGUGGCGCUGCUGCAUAAACUUGCACACAUGUGGACCAGUAGAGUUGCCCGACUAGCAAGCUUAUUAACGCCUGUUUGCUCCAACUACGUUGCCAUAUGCCGUAGUAAUCAAAGCACUGUGCCUAGGUUGGCUGGCGCCCCCGACUUUAAGCCUAGAGUGACGACCAUAGAACCCACCAUCUCUGAGGCGUAUAACACGAUGGAUUCAAACGAGUGGAUGAGAGCUGAUCAGGAAAUUAAAAAACGACUUGGUAUUUGUGGUGUUUUACUAUUUUACUUCUGA